AUUUUCUGCUUGGACACCGCCUUGAUGCGGUCGGGUGCCUUUUUUCCAUGCGGACUGCUGCUUGGGAACCUGCGUCAAGAGCCACCUUCCCCUCAUCAUUAUUGGAAUUCAUUCGCUCAUCAGCAGCCACCGUAGAAUUCGGCAAGUUGGUCCUGGUCCUGCUUCAGACUUCUGCGGUGCACUGCCAGGUCGGAACUCAAAACAGCAGCACCAUUUGUGAGGUUUUCCGCUGCCAAGACGCCCGCUGCUGAUGAUGGAGGAGUCAAUUUGACCUGCCUGCGCGAUCGAACCUCGGCAGCCUUUGGCC
Messenger RNA from Aspergillus brunneoviolaceus CBS 621.78, 307 nucleotides. RefSeq lists its product as uncharacterized. The record is from RefSeq and is a predicted model, not a curated record. The transcript has a single exon. Bases 48 to 251 code for a protein of 67 amino acids. NCBI's taxonomy places the organism in Eukaryota, Fungi, Ascomycota, Eurotiomycetes, Eurotiales, Aspergillaceae.